Molecule: messenger RNA, 1488 nt
Organism: Paraglomus occultum
Lineage: Eukaryota; Fungi; Glomeromycota; Glomeromycetes; Paraglomerales; Paraglomeraceae
Source: the annotation of a GenBank genome assembly
AUGAACGCAACUGAAGAACCGCUUCCUCCUGGUUGGGAUGCAAGAUAUAAUCGUCACUAUUUUGUUGAUACGAAAACGGGAGUACCCCAAUGGGUAGAUCCUCGCAAGAACGCUAAUGCGUCGCACAGAUCUUCUACAGCAAGUUCGGUAACCUCUUCAACCGGAUCCACACCAGUGAUGCAUAAUCAAUCUAUUCCCGCUCGAUCGGGCUCCCCGGUUGGGCAUACGGAUACCUCAGUAAUUUCCAACGGAGCGAGUAAAAAUAUGAAUGUCAAUAUGUCACAUAUAUGUGCUCAGACCGAAAAUUUAAGCAUAACAGACUCGAGAUCGUCGCAAGUGUCUACUACGAGUUAUCAAUCUUACAAUGCACUCGUUACGACAGAAAAAUUGAAUCAACAGGCGACUCCGGGCUUUGCAAUGCCACAACAGACGACUAUGCCAACGCAAACGACAAAUCAGCCGACUACAAUGCCACAACAGAUGACGAACCCAUCGCUCACAAUGCCGCAACAGGCAUCACCACAGCAAAUGACGAACCCAUCGCUCACAAUGCCGCAACAGACAACAACACCACAGCAGAUGACGAACCCAUCGCUCACAAUGCCGCAAGCGCAUACAGGUCAUGCAUCAAACACUAGUUCACCUGACUCAGCGCAUGCAGCGAUGGGCUGGCGGACUCCUCAUCACGCUGCGAGUAUACCAGGGAUCAGCUCGUCUGAAUCAGUGCGACCGCCAAUGAACCGGCAUAGUACAUCGCCAGCAGAUAUAAACGCUGGUCAUAACACUCAACCGCCGCCGCCCGUACCAUCGACAAAUGCAACUCCUGCACAACCUGUGGCUGCUUACCCAGUAACACCAAAGACCGCCGCUCCUGGAGGAAUAGUUUCUCCUAAUGUUCCCGUUGCGCCUGCCACAGGACAGACACAGUAUGUUCUUCGUACAGAUGCAAAUGGAAAGAAAUACUACGUUCCAGUUCAACUACAAACCGCUGUCAAUAAGAAUCCCCAAGUGGUGCCUGCUGGCCAGCCAGUUCUUAUGAAUGGUAAAAUUGUAUAUUUAAAUCAACAAGUUCAGCAGCAAGUUCGACCAGGUCAACCAGUGCAGGUUCGACAAGUUCAACAAGUUCAACAAUAUCAAACGCAGCAGCAAAUGUACAAUCAACAACAAAUGACAAAUUUCCAGCAGAAAUUCCUGAGUGUGGGGAAAGAGGUUGGGAAAGUUGCUGCUAAACUUGCUAUUGCUAGUAACGUGCUACAUACGGUACUUCAAGCUUCACAUCACAAUUCGCAGCAAAAUUCGCAGCAAGAUUCGCAGCAAAAUUCGCAGCAAGAUUCGUCACAACAAUCUGAUAAUUCAGGAGGCUUUAACUUUGGUGAUAUGAUGGGCAAUGUCGGUGAUUUUACAGAUAACUUUAAUAUCGGUGAUAUUACAGAUAACUUUAAUAUCGGCGAUAUUGACAUUGGUUCGAUGUUCUCGGGGGAUAAUUGA